Messenger RNA from Phaethon lepturus (White-tailed tropicbird), 2096 nucleotides. It is a transcript of the gene SKIL, whose product is annotated as SKI-like proto-oncogene. Gene Ontology annotation, molecular function: RNA polymerase II cis-regulatory region sequence-specific DNA binding; DNA-binding transcription factor activity, RNA polymerase II-specific; SMAD binding. Gene Ontology annotation, biological process: negative regulation of BMP signaling pathway. The record is from RefSeq and is a predicted model, not a curated record. The coding region runs from base 165 to 2096 and encodes 643 amino acids. The transcript has 6 exons. Lineage: Eukaryota; Metazoa; Chordata; Aves; Phaethontiformes; Phaethontidae. Gene Ontology annotation, cellular component: nucleus.
GGUUACAGUUUUUACUGUUGGAGGCUGAAGAAGUAACAUGUUACUGAAAGCGCAAAACUUAGUGUGCCUGAAGUAGUCAAGAUCACUUGAAAUUGUUUUUUUGUAUGAACAAGCAGGAAAAUGUGCAUUCAAGACUCACGUAAUUAAAGUUCUGGUAUUUAGCAAUGGAAAGCCCACAAAUAAACUUCCCUCUGGGUCUCGUUUCAGACCAAAAAAGGAGUGGGUUCCAGGAGGAUGGGAGUCCUCCAUUAAAAAAAGCAAUGACAGAGAUGCCUGUAAAUAGCAAAGUACGAGUUGUAAUAAAUAAAUUGCCAACAAUAAAGAAGGAAAACUUGGACGAGUAUGACGAAACUCCUGUGGAGGCUGAUGGGGAAACCGCCAAGCCAAAUAGUACUUCACUAUCUGAGCCUUUGAAUUUAAAUCCAGGUUUGAAACACACCUUGGCGCAGUUCCACUUAAGCAGCCAGAGCUCACUGGGUGGACCGGCAGCUUUUUCAGCUCGUUAUUCCCAGGAAAGUAUGUCACCCACCGUCUUCUUGCCUCUUCCAUCGCCGCAAAUACUCUCUGGUCCGCUGCUCAUUCCUCCGGACAGCUCCACAGAACUCACGCAGACGAUACUGGAAGGGGAAUCCAUCUCUUGUUUUAAAGUCGGAGGAGAAAAAAGACUUUGCCUGCCUCAGGUGUUGAAUUCGGUUCUCCGAGACUUUUCAUUGCAACAGAUCAAUACGGUGUGUGACGAACUGUAUAUAUACUGCUCAAGGUGCACUUCUGACCAGCUUCAUAUUCUGAAGGUUUUGGGAAUUCUUCCAUUUAAUGCUCCGUCCUGUGGGCUAAUUACGCUGACUGAUGCUCAGAGACUAUGCAAUGCUUUACUACGUCCUCGCACUUUUCCACAAAAUGGCAGUUUUCUCCCUGGUAAGAACACCUUGGCCCAACUGAAAGAGUCUGGCAGUGCCUUUGAAGUAGAGCACGAAUGCCUGGGCAAGUGCCAGGGGUUGUUUGCACCUCAGUUCUACCUUGCGCCAGAUGACCCGUGCAUCCAGUGUUUGGAGUGCUACGGUAUGUUCUCACCCCAGACGUUUGUGAUGCAUUCACACAGAUCCCCGGACAAGAGGACCUGCCACUGGGGGUUUGAAUCGGCCAAGUGGCAUUGCUACCUGCAUAUUAACCAAAAAUACUUAGGGACGUCGGAGGAGCGGGAGCUGAAGCAUCUCUUGGAGGCAAUGAAGGAGAAAUUCAGCGAGAAAAAUCAGAAAAGAACUCGGUCCAAAGCAGAUUCACAGCAGAGCCUGGAAUUAUCACAGUGGUAUCCAGUUAUCAAGCAAGAAGCAGAAACUGAUUCUCAGGCACCCUCCUUUUUCCAUCCCAGUUACUACCUUUAUAUGUGUGAUAAAGUGGUUGCUCCGAAUGUAUCUCUUGCAUCACAAUAUAAGGAUGUUGCAAAAACAACAGUCAAAGCUUCGGAAGUAAUUAAAUCCUCACCUGGACAGUCAGAGAAGAAGCUCAGUAGUGGAAAGCACAAAAAAGCUGCCUCCUAUCCAGAGCUUUCUCUUGAAGAACAGGAAAAAAUUGACUUGAAAACUGCUGUGGAGCAGCAUAAAUGUUUAGACCCACCUGUGUCAACUCGUUCUGCAAGAGGUGGAAAAUCUGAACGUAUUUCUUCCAGAAUCACUAGAGACUCUAGCCGUGUUGAAGUAGGGAAUGAUGUGCGAACCUUGUCCCCAACUCUCAUGAAAGACAUCAGUUGUGAAGACGACAAGGGAAGGAUCAUGGAAGAAGUAAUGAAAACCUACAUCAAACAGCAAGAAAAACUAAAUACUAUUUUGCGGCGGAAACAGCAGCUUCAAAUGGAAGUGGAAAUGUUAAGCAACUCUAAAGCUAUGAAGGAAUUGACUGAAGAUCAGCAGAAUUUACAAAAAGAACUUGAAUGUUUGCAAACAGAGCAUGCUCAAAGAAUGGAAGAAUUUUAUUUUGAGCAGAGAGACUUGGAGAAGAAACUGGACCAAGUGAUGAAACAGAAAUGUAGCUGUGACUCCAAUUUAGAAAAAGACAAAGAAGCUGAAUAUGCAGCACAGGUCUGCCUGAAGAUGCGCUAA